AUAGAAGGGGUGGCCAUCUUUGUCGUCUGAGUUGUGUUCAUCCGGGAAGUAAAAAUAAUAUUUCGUUCCUUCUUUCAAGCCGCUUUCACUACGGCAUAAUAGAACUUAUCUAAAUUUUGAUUCUAAAUUGGUGUGCAAUUGAAACUGGUUGAUCAUGUCGGGGGGCCCUUAUAAUUAUAGUUAUAUUUUCAAAUAUAUUAUUAUUGGUGAUAUGGGAGUUGGUAAAUCCUGUCUGUUGCAUCAGUUCACAGAGAAAAAAUUCAUGGCAGACUGCCCCCACACAAUUGGGGUGGAGUUUGGUACUCGUAUCAUUGAGGUAUGUGGGCAGAAGAUAAAGCUUCAGAUUUGGGACACAGCUGGCCAGGAGCGAUUCCGGGCUGUCACCCGCAGCUACUACCGGGGUGCUGCCGGGGCUCUCAUGGUAUACGACAUCACCAGGAGAAGUACUUACAAUCAUCUGAGUAGCUGGCUUACUGAUGCACGGAAUUUGACCAACCCUAAUACGGUGAUAUUCCUCAUUGGGAAUAAAUGUGAUCUUGAUGCUCAACGUGACGUCACUUAUGAGGAAGCUAAACAGUUUGCUGAUGAAAAUGGUUUGAUGUUUGUAGAAGCAAGUGCAAAGACAGGAGAAAAUGUUGAAGAAGCUUUCUUAGAAACAGCUAAAAAAAUAUACCAAAAUAUUCAAGAUGGAAGUUUGGACUUGAAUGCAGCAGAGUCUGGAGUCCAGCACAAACCCACAGCUCCACGAAAUGCUCUCAGCAAUGACCAACAACCCAGCAAAGAUGGAUGUGCUUGUUAACUGUCUUCUAGUUUGUGAGAAAAUGGUGUCAAGGAGGAAGGAGCCUGCUGAUUUGAUAAUUGUAUGUAUGCUGCAGAGCAGUGGCACUCUGGUUCUGUUCCACCCCUGAUGCCAUGAUUGCAGCUCUAGUUUUUUCAAGUUGAAAAGGGAACCAUCACGAUAGACUGGCCCCAAAGGACUUUUUUCUGACAAGUUGUACAUUGUAAAAAUUUAGGGAAUGCACUCUCAUUUUUCCAUCAGUUUUUACCUCCACCUCCAAUUUUGUCCUUCGUUGUCCUCAACCUCUAUCAUCUUCAACUUGGUUGGUGACAAUAUGGGGCCAAAAGAGCUAUUGAAUCCUCAUUUACUGUGAACUUGGUGCAGGCCAAUACAAUGCUUAAACAAUGUAAAAAUAUUUAAUGAAAGAAUUUGUCUUGAAAUUCAGAGUUGAAAAGUAGUUUUCCUUGAAAAUACUUAGUAACUGUACCUUAAACAUUUUAUUUCACUCAUACAAAAUGCUGAGUGUGAUGAAUUAACUAAUCAAUUCUCUCAAAUCUCUUAAACUGAAAACUACAUAAGUUUUCAGACGAAACUUACUGUUAAGUAUUUAGUGUAAAUAACAAAUAUUAAUAACAUUACAAAGGCUAAAAAUAAAAACUACGAAAGGAAAGAAAAUCAUUUUAAGAUUUAAGUUCGUUAAUAUUGUGGUAAAAACAUUUGUUAGUAAUUUGUUCUACUUGCUUUUACUUGGUCACACAAUAAAUUAUUUUCAUUUCCUUUAUUUAUUUAUUUAUUUUAUACAUUUUGACAAAAUGUUUUAUUUGAAAUUUCGGAAGUGAUUUGAAAUGAUUUUGGUAUUUCAAUACCAUUUUCAUACAUAUGAGUAGUUUUUCUGGGAAGAAAAUUCUGAUUUGCCCAAACCUUCCUAAAAUAUGGAUUUGAAAAAGUUGACAACAGUGGUGUGAACAAAACAAGCUAUUAAAAUUGUCAGAAUGUUC
Molecule: messenger RNA, 1776 nt
Organism: Uloborus diversus
Lineage: Eukaryota; Metazoa; Arthropoda; Arachnida; Araneae; Uloboridae
Gene: Rab14
Product: ras-related protein Rab-14
Exons: 8
Coding region: 155-799 (214 amino acids)
Biological process (GO): endocytic recycling; phagosome maturation; Golgi to endosome transport
Cellular component (GO): phagocytic vesicle; recycling endosome; trans-Golgi network
Molecular function (GO): GTP binding; GTPase activity
Source: RefSeq, a predicted model, not a curated record